AUGCUGGAUCUCGUCAGAACAUUCACCGGCUGUCCCGCUGGUCCUCUGCAACACCUCAUUCUUCCUCAUGCAACGCUCAUAGUUUAUCCUUCUGCUGAAUCGGUCGUAUUGCUGCACGCUAGUACUCUUACCCUGGUCCGCGUCCUGGCUUUCGAAGAAGUAUUUCCCGCCAUCCAUUCCAGACAAAGCGUGUCUUACCUUGCUGUUGAUCCUGGAAUGAAGCUUAUAGUAGCGUCCAUGGGUACACGUAUAGCAGUGUGGUCAUUAUCCGAAGUUGAUAACAAAACUUGGCGAAUCCAUUCUUCGCUUAUAUUUCCGGAGGAUGAUAAUGUGACAACGUUAGAAUCGAGGUCCGGGCUUUUGGCCGUUGGAAGCCAGAGUGGUCUGUCCGUCUUCACUCUCAUUUUAGAUGACGGUCUUCCAACAUGGUCAAAAAAGUGGUCAUCUUCUGCGGUUACACCAUACAUCGCUGCUUUUGCUCCGUCACUCACCAAUAUUGCAACAACAGCACAAAGCGAGAGAUUAGUAAGAUUGUAUUCGACAACUUCUGGUCGACAGACCCAAAGCAUUCCUCAUGCACGACCCGUCAUCAAUAUGAAGUGGCGAUACCCUCAAGCAUCAAGUCGUGAUGAUGUAGCAUUAUACACCAUCACAUCAGAUUCCGUUCUUCGCAUUUUUCUUCCUGUCAUAGAUUCCCCUCAGCGCCUUCAGCUCCAUGCCUCUUUGGAUCUGUUCUUAUCCCUACCACUCUCGGUUGCAUAUACUCAGAGCUUGAAGGGAGCGGAAUCUAAGAUAAUAUGGCUCGACAGAGCUGUACUUAGUAACGUGUUGAACGCCAAUCUACAACUCAGAUCGCAAAAUGACGACCCUCAGCUUAAGAAGAUGCAAGAAAUCAGCAACGAGGGAUGGGAUCUAUUCGUUAGAAUACUCGGAGAUGGCUCAUAUAUCACCACUGUGGUUGCUAAUAUCGAUCGCAGGCCCCCUACACUUCUGCAGCAAUAUACCCUGAUACAUUCAGAGCCUCGAGUUCUCUCACUUCUUCCUUUGCAUUUUUACUUUUUGCCUAAUCCAGAUUCCACUUGCCUGACGCUAGUCACUUCGCCUCCUUUAUCGACUCAUGACUUAUCAGUUGCACCUUUUAUCGACGGGAAAUCUGACGCAUUACGCUCCCGUGCUCGUGGCAUAGAAAAAAUUUCACAAGACGAAGCCAAGAUUGUGCGACUAGUCAGAACGCCGUCUGGAAAUGGUGUGGGGGUUGUCAGGUCUGAAGAAGGCGUACAACUAAAGUUCUUUGUAGGAAAUCUAUAUGCCACUUAUUCUUCACAGGACACUACCUUAACCCUUCACUCGCACCCCAUCGUGACUCUUUCCAUUCCACCAGUAAACUUUCUCUUUUCUCUCCCAUAUGAUCAUAGUCAGGAGUAUAUCAUCGCCAUCACGACAGAUUUCGACAUCAUUCGAAUACGCGUAACACUCAUACCACACUUUUCACUCAUGCUACAGUCUCGAAAUUCGUUACCCCUACCACAACUUCCGCUACUCCUGCUUCCAGUAGAUCCCAUGGCGUGGAGCGGUGAUCAAUUGCGGGAGGAGCAUGAUGUUCUGCUCAGUGUAUCCGAUGAAGGAAGGCUAGAGUUUUGGGUACCUGAGGAAGGAACAUCUCUGGGAUGGAGAAGCUCGGGGAGUGUCAAAACAGGGAGGAGAAAAGUUAGGAUGGCUAGGUGUAGCUCAGCCAAAAAAACAGCCUUGGUGGUACGACAACCAGAUGGUGAAGAACUCACGAUAUGGGAUUCAAAGGAGUCUGAAUUUGCUUCUGGGCUGGAGUAUCGUCGAAUGCUUAGUUUGUCUGAGCGCAUCAAUGAUCUAGAUUGGACAUCGACACCAGAUAAACAAUCUAUCCUGGCAGUUGGAUUCACUACUUAUGUCGAGUUUCUUUGCCAGCAACGAAUGACUUACUUUGACGAUGAACCUGGUUGGGUAGUUUGUUGGAAAAUUUCAAUUGAGCAAUUUGUUCCGUACCCCAUCAGUGACUCGAUAUGGCUUGCCAAUGGGUCUUUCCUGGUGGGGGCUGGACAUCAGCUAUUUCUUUUUGGGCAGCCCAAAUCCUCAGAUGGAAGGGAAGCCACGGAGGGCCUCUUCGAGCACGUCGCACGGCAUAAUGGACCUUUGGAUGAUUACCACCCUCAAAUGUUACUUCAGUGUCUACUUUGGGGUAAGGUAGAACUCGUUAAAGAAGUCAUUGUCAAUUUAGCUCGUAGCCUUCAAGUCGCUCGGGAGAGUGGACUGCAAGCUGCUCAGUGGCAAUCUAUUCCUACUGAACAAUAUUUACGUCCAAACCCCGCGCGAAAUUCGGGCAAAAGAUCAGCAAAACUAUACAAUUCUCUAUUUGAUAACAUAAGAGAACAACCUCCUCAAGACGGUGAAUUUUCUCGUCCAUUAGUCAUGUCUCUCAUAGAGAACUUGGAGGCGCAACCACUACCUCAUCUGACUCCAAAUGAGCACGCCCAUUUACUGGUUCUCAUCCAGACAACUUUAGAGGUCGAUGAACAGCAUCGCGCUUUGGAUGCUAAUGGCUUGCGCUAUGUAAUGUCGAUGCGAUCUUUCUACAUUCUCAACCAUCGCGCCUCUUCGGAUCCCAAUAGCCCCCAGUCUAAAGGAUCGAUACCUAGGCACGUAGGGUGGAGAGAGCGGCUACGAUAUCGGGAUAUGAUAUGGGCUUUUCAUAGCGAAAGCCAGGAGAUUCUACUCGAUAUAUCGACUACUGCAUGCAAAGGGAAAAUGCGCUGGUCUGAUGCAAGAGCUUUGGGAGUCUUUCUUUGGCUGAACUCAACAGAAACAAUCAAAUCUCAGAUUGAAGUCAUUGCAAGAAAUGAAUAUAUGGCGGACGGAAAACGUGAUCCUACUACUUGUUCAUUAUUUUACUUUGCGUUAGGUAAGGUUAAGUUAGUGCAGGGUUUAUGGAGACAAGCCGCUUGGCACAAGGAGCAGGCAAUGAUGUUAAAAUUUCUGAACAAUGAUUUCACUCAACCGCGAUGGCGAACGGCAGCUUUGAAGAAUGCAUAUGCUCUGCUAGGCAAGCAAAGGUUUGAGUAUGCUGCUGCCUUUUUCUUGCUAGGUAAUAGUUUGAAAGACGCGGUCAAUGUUUGCAUCAAGCAGCUAUCGGAUUUCCAGCUCGCUAUUGCACUCGCUCGUGCUGUUGAACAGGAUCAAGAGAAACCAGUGUUAUGUGACAUUCUCAGAAAUACAGUCAUACCUACGGCUUUUGGAAAGGGAAAUCGGUGGCUAGGUAGCUGGGCAUUUUGGCUGCUCCACCGUCGAGAUCUUGCCGUCAGGAUUUUACUGACUCCCCUAACUGAUAUCGCAGACUCCUUGGACAUCCGCGUCCAAGAGAUCGGUGAACCUCAUUACGACGACCCAAGCCUUGCAUUACUGUUUUCACAACUUAAGUCGAAAACCUUGCAGGCCGCCAAAGGAACGAGUGAAAUAUCGGGACAAUCCGAAUUCAAUUUCGUCCUACAAAUGGCACGAGUGUUUUGCAGGAUGGGUUGCCAUUCACUGGCCCUCGAUCUUGUCCAGUCUUGGUCAUUUGAGCGGCCAUCGACGUACUUGCAUGAAGCUCCAGAGCAGAAGCCAGAUCAUUCUGCAGUACCUUCAAGUUCAUCAACAUCACGCCAUUCUGCAUUCGCACUUGAGCCGGCGUUCCGCAGACAGUCAUCCAUAAUGAUUGAUAUGGACGUAUCGUCCCUCCCUUCAACGCGCAAGGCAUCCCCGUCUCCUGGUGUCCGCAGUGGGUCGCCACAAGAGCCUACGAAGAAGGAAGAUGUGGGUUCCUUCGAGAGAAAGGCUGGCUUGGGGAAGUUGAUGAAGUCGGCUAAGCACGAUGUUCAGGUGCCAGAAUUUAACAUGGAUGCAUUUUUCUGA
Molecule: messenger RNA, 3921 nt
Organism: Serpula lacrymans var. lacrymans S7.9
Lineage: Eukaryota; Fungi; Basidiomycota; Agaricomycetes; Boletales; Serpulaceae
Exons: 20
Coding region: 1-3921 (1306 amino acids)
Biological process (GO): vacuolar acidification
Cellular component (GO): RAVE complex
Molecular function (GO): protein binding
Source: RefSeq, a predicted model, not a curated record